Messenger RNA from Lodderomyces beijingensis, 1206 nucleotides. NCBI's taxonomy places the organism in Eukaryota, Fungi, Ascomycota, Pichiomycetes, Serinales, Debaryomycetaceae. The record is from the annotation of a GenBank genome assembly.
AUGUCCACCGCAAUUCGUAAGUCUAAUCGAUCGAGAAAGCCCACUUUAAAGGCGAUGACUAACAAUUUACUAGUUUCACAACCAGACGCAAAAACAAAAACACACCCAGAGCAGAGCCAUGAGUCACAUACGUUGAAGAGAAGAAAGGAUGAAACUAGCGACCAGGAACACCUACAGACUUCGAAGCGGAGGAAGAGUUCAAAUGUGGAGGAAUUUGAGCAAGCGCGCGUGGCUAGUGUGGACAACAGCAAUGCCUGCUUGUAUACACCUACACCACACUUUCUCCUGGAUUUGGAAUCCGAAGUGGAGGAAGAAUCUAGACGCAGAAGCUUGCAGAGUAUAAACCAAUUGCAAGAUAGCUGCAACUCCAUUUUGCCAUUUAGUUUUGCCCUUCCGCAGCCUCAGGACGACGACGACGACGAGGAGUAUGAAGACGAAGACGAAGACGACGAGCCAAUUGAAAUUGAGUCUGUAGACUUUACCAAGAUUUUGCAUGAUAACAUUCGAGAGUAUUACCGGAAAAAGGGCCAGAAUCAGUAUAAGGACUCGUUUGCAUUGCUAAAUACCAAGAAUCAACCGGUUGAUUUGAACGAGGAGGAACUGAGACGGGCCGAGGAAGAUUGCAGCAGGAAUGUCAAGCAGGUUCCAUUUUUCAAAAAUGUCAAUUUUGGCAGAUCUAGAGACUAUACUAUUGAGGACUUUGUCAACUACGACAAUGAAGAAGAAGAGGCAGAAGAGGCAGAAGAGGCAGAAAAAAAAGAAAACCAAUCGAGCCAGCUUGCCGAGAUACCACGCGAGAUUGGAAACGAAGUUUCACCGGCCUCAUCCGCAUCGAUUGCGCCGGAGAUUGACGAUGAAGACCCACACUCCCACUCGAUAUCACCAGUAUCAUCUCCCACAGCAUCCAACUCACAAGUUUCAUUGUCGGUGCCGUCGACGGCCCCCUCGUCAACAACAACAUCACCUUCGCUAUAUAUACCCAAGAUUAACAAUUUCGGCCGCUACAGUUUCUACAAUAAUCACCACCACCACCAUUACCACCACCACCUAAACCAGCCACUUAGCCGGGUGUCUACUCCAGGAACCUGUUGUGGCAAUGACGAUUAUUUCUUGUCCAAGGCACUCAAAAAGCACAGUUUGUACACGGGUAAAGCCAGAGAGAUGGUUUCAACGGGGAACUUUAUGCUUAACGAUUUCCUCUUGUGA